UUCGAGCUUCUGCAAUUCCACCUUUCCGCAACGCAUAACGACAGACAUGGAAGGCCACAAUACUAACGGAUAUCCGCUUUACAGCCUAAGUAUUCAGCCGGAUGCGGACUUUGACAACCAUCAGCCUUUUCCAAUCUCUAUGGCGCAAACACAUGAGCACCGUCCGAAUACAAGCCGGACUUCCGUGAACCCUAACAGUUCAGGAUAUUCCAAUCACUUCCCCCUCAACUCUCUGCAGGAUACUUUUGGCCAAUGGCAAGAUCCUCCGAUGCCGCAUUAUCACUAUGCAGAGUCUUCACGAUCAUCUUUCUCUGAUUUUCGCAACUCCGGCUAUAGCAUCUUUUCCCAGCGCCCGAGGAAUUCCAUUGCAUCAACCAGCACGACUGGGACCGAUUAUUCAGAUGUGCCUCAGGAGUACCACGUUCAUCAGAGCGCAAGUCUACGGAAUGUAAACACAUCAGCUUUGACCGUGCGGCCGCCGGAUCCCGCCGCCGAAGAAGUAAUAGGGUGGUCCCCAGUACGGAGCGCAAAAUACACUCGUCAGGUAAAGGUCGUGAAAGAGCCAUUCCCAACCUGUGUCUCAAGACCGAAAAGAAAAAGCCGAUCUACCAAGGAGCCAAGAUAUUGGUGUACCUCUUGCGGUGGGGGAUUCCGGGAGAAAUGUGACUGGAUACGGCACGAGGAAACGUACCAGGAACGGUCUGCGAUGUACCAGUGUGAUCUCUGCAAAAAGACGUAUUGUCUUGACAAAGACUUCAUCAAACACCAUCAAGAUAGCCACCGAUGCCUGACAUGCGCAGAGAACAAUCAGCACCUAGGUGGCGCAAGGAAGAAGCGGAAGCAAAGAAGAGCCUGGGGCUGUGGAUUUUGUAUUCACUUUGACACAAACUGGAAGGAGAGAUGCAACCACAUCGCAACCCACUUCGAAUCUGGUAACAAGAUGACUAACUGGAAGCACACGUUGGUGAUCUUGUCACUGCUAAAACAGCCCCAUGUCUGCCAGGAACAGAUCCGUCUUUACGAGUCUAAAGGAGUGCAAAACCCUUAUUUCGGGUGGAAUGAGCAUACGACUGGCCGAGCGGAAGGUUACCCGGACGGUCUCUGCGCUCCUCAGCUCCAGGACUUGCUAGAGUUCUUUAGUCCUGGCCAGAAUGCUCGAUAUAUUGUUGAGCUAGCCUGGGCUAAAGGAUAUCGGCCGAAUCCUCCAAUAUCCAAUGACACUCCCGAACCUUCCAACCUAGAUCGAUCCACCGGGAAUAAGAGCAGAGGUAGCGAGAAAAGUCGGCCACAGGAUUUGGCGUCUACAUUGGCUCCUCGACAAAUGGGUGCUAGGAGAUCGGAAAAUCAGUCAACUCAUGCUGGGUAUUCCGAAAAAGAGCUCCCUUGCCUUCCUCCAGUGCCCCCCGUUCCACUAAAAAACGAUUCAAGUGCUGACCUCACAUCUCUCUCGGAAAAUCCGUUGAAUGUUGGGUUUGAGUCAUGGGCUCCGCUCACCACUACAAUACCCGAAGACGAGAUCCUUCCAGAUACCUGUGACUUUGACAUGAUGGAUCUAAGUUUCACCACCGACCUGACCCAAGAGCUGUCAAUCCUCAACGACUUUGAACGAACAAAUGCCUGGUAGUGGGCAUCCAUGUCAGCACACACACGAUUUGUAUCACCACGGACGAGCCCUUUCCCCCAAUGUCUGUCUACAGGGCGGAUUUAAUUGUAAUGUGAAUGAUAAUGGGAAUAGUAACGGGAAUG
Molecule: messenger RNA, 1746 nt
Organism: Lindgomyces ingoldianus
Lineage: Eukaryota; Fungi; Ascomycota; Dothideomycetes; Pleosporales; Lindgomycetaceae
Exons: 2
Coding region: 47-1624 (525 amino acids)
Source: RefSeq, a predicted model, not a curated record